Plasmodium malariae is the source of this 600-nucleotide messenger RNA. Its product is annotated as prenylated protein, putative. Gene Ontology annotation, cellular component: Golgi apparatus. Bases 1 to 600 code for a protein of 199 amino acids. The transcript is spliced from 7 exons. Gene Ontology annotation, biological process: endoplasmic reticulum to Golgi vesicle-mediated transport. NCBI's taxonomy places the organism in Eukaryota, Apicomplexa, Aconoidasida, Haemosporida, Plasmodiidae. The record is from RefSeq and is a predicted model, not a curated record. Gene Ontology annotation, molecular function: SNAP receptor activity.
AUGAAUUUACUAGCUAUUAUUUUAACAAGACAUGUAGAUGAUGUUAUUUUCCUGUGCACCGCGACUGAUUUAAACGCUUAUUCAUUUAUUAAAAAAAAAGCAUUUAAAGAGGCCGCCUUUUUUGUAGCCAGAACAGUUCCUUCAAGGAUAGAGUAUAAUACAAAAGAAAUUAUAACGCACGAGAACAACACCGUUUUUGCAUUCAAGUACACUGAUAAUAUAUGCCCUAUAGUAAUAGCAACCGAUGAUUAUCCUGAGAGAGUAGCCUUUUACAUGAUUAACGAAAUUUACAUGAAUUUUACUCAAACCAUACCUAAAGAAGAAUGGUCACAAGUAAAGCAAGACAACAAAAUAUCUUUUAACUUGAAUUCUUAUUUUGCUAAAUAUAAGGACCCCUUAACUUGUGAUGCUAUAGCUCAGACAAAUAUAAAAAUUAACGAAAAUAUUGAAAAAGUGAGAGUAACCAUGGAUGCGCUUAUCAGGAAUAGGGAGAACUUGGACGUUCUUGUUGAUAAGAGCAAAGACCUUUCGACCACGACAAAACAGUUAUUUAAGCAAAGCAAAAAGCUUAAAAGAAGACAGUGUUGCAAUAUUAUGUAA